CUCCAGGCGGCAGGAGCCGGAGCCGCAGCCGGCGCGGGCCGAUGGAGGCGGGCGGCGGGUGCGUGCUGUACUUCGCGUACGGCAGCAACCUGCUGCGGGAGCGGCUGCUGCUGCGCAACCCCGCUGCGGCGCUGUGCGCCCCGGCGCGCCUGCAGGAUUUUAAACUUGAGUUUGGCCAUCAUCAAGGCAGGACAAGUUCUCUCUGGCAUGGAGGGACAGCUACCAUUGUUCAAAGCCCUGAAGACGAAGUAUGGGGAAUAGUGUGGAAAAUGAAUGCUAACAAUUUAAGUUCACUGGAUAAGCAAGAGGGAGUUGAAGAUGGCAUUUAUGUCCCAAUAGAAGUUGAAGUCCGUACUCAAGCAGGAAAGGUACUGACCUGUCGAAGCUACCAGAUGAAGGACUAUGUCUGUGGUCCCCCCUCUCCUCAAUACAAAAAGGUUAUCUGCUUGGGUGCAGAACAGAAUGGCUUGCCAGCUGACUACCAGAAGAAAUUAGAAGCUAUUGAAACAAAUAACUAUGCAGGGCCGGUGCCAAUCAUGGAAGAGAUUGAAGCUGCUAUUAAAGCAAAUAAAAUAUGAUCUGCAUAGAAUACCUCUGCACUUGCUUGGCCACUCACCUUGAUUUAGAUACCUCUCCUCACUAUGCUGAUCAUCAGUUUCUCUAUUUAUCAAGAAAAGAUGAGUUUGCUGUGUAUCUACAGUAAGCCAUUAGACGUAAUUUGCAGCCUGGAGACAUGCUGACAUUGGUAACUUCUUCAUUUUGUAUGUAUAGCUUGGCUACAUACUGAUGUUUUUGCAAAUUAUCUUUCUGUAUUUGUCAUGCAGUGCUGCACAUAAAUUUGGGCUUGGUGUCCUGUUUGCUGACCUUUUUUAGAAGAAAAAAGGCCCUCUUGAUGAGUAUUGGCAUCUGUUGCCUUCUGCAGAGUAAGGCUCGUUGUUCUUAAAUGCUGUAUACAUAAUUAUCAAGAAUUUCAAACAUCGGUUAGAUGGCAAAGUAGACUCAAAACUCUAAUACUAAUUCAUGGUAAAAUGGUAAAAUUGACAGCCUGGAAGAUGUCAGACAACUGACCUUUGGCAUAUCUUCUGUACAGUGAUUUUUUUUUCUCUUGAUGUACAGAAGGAUGUAAGAUAUUGGUGUCACUGUGACUGCUUAGAUAAUCAAAUGAUGAAGUAACAGACUUACCAUGUCUCCUCUGCGUAAUUUUUUUUUCUGUACGUUUCUGCCAGGGAUCUAUAGGUGCUGUCCUGAUGUAAUAUGCAAGUUUCCAGGGUUGGACACCGUGACUGCAGUAAAACGUGGUACUUUCAGUAUUAGCACUUGUCUAGUCUGAAACAGAAGUAAAUAAAUCUUGGGAUUACCAAA
Messenger RNA from Colius striatus (speckled mousebird), 1362 nucleotides. RefSeq names its product gamma-glutamylcyclotransferase (gene GGCT). The record is from RefSeq and is a predicted model, not a curated record. The transcript is spliced from 4 exons. Gene Ontology annotation, molecular function: gamma-glutamylcyclotransferase activity. Lineage: Eukaryota; Metazoa; Chordata; Aves; Coliiformes; Coliidae. Bases 42 to 578 code for a protein of 178 amino acids.